AUGUCGCAGAGAGUAGCUGUAGUCACUGGAUCGAAUAAAGGCAUUGGUUUUGGUAUUGUUGCAGCUCGAAAUGAAGAAUUAGGUUUGAGAGCUAUGAAGCAACUUCAGGCAACAAAUCCUACAGCAAGACACAAACUAAGAUUCCACCAAUUGGAUAUAACAAAUGUUGAAAGUAUUAAACGUUUCGCCGAUCACAUUCAAAGAACUCAUGGUGGGCUGGAUGUACUAGUUAAUAAUGCUGCAAUUGCUUUCAAGAAUGCCGAUCCCACUCCAUUUGGUGAACAAGCAGAAAUUACAAUUCGAACAAAUUUCUUUGGCACAAUGAAUGUUUGCAAUGCUUUGUUUCCAUUACUUCGUCCACACGCUCGAGUGGUGAAUGUUUCCAGUCGAGCUGGAAUGCUUGAAUCUAUUAGAAACUUGGAGAUUCGUAGGCUAUUAGCAUCCAGUGAUACAACAGUACAAUUGAUAGCAGAUAUUGUAAACGAUUUUAUUAUAAAGGCUAAACAAAAUUUGCAUCAACAGACUGGGUAUCCUAAAACGGCGUAUGGUAUGUCCAAAAUUGCUUUAACUGCAGCAACUUUUAUUCAACAACGUUUGUUCAAUAAUCAACCAGACAACGAUAUUGUGGUGAAUUCUAUGUGUCCAGCUGCUGAUACUCCGGUGUAUUUAGCCACACUUCCACCAUAUGUUAAAUCACCCAGAGGCGAAUUUGUUGCCGAAAGAAAUAUUCUCAAAUGGAAAUGUUAG
Didymodactylos carnosus is the source of this 747-nucleotide messenger RNA. NCBI's taxonomy places the organism in Eukaryota, Metazoa, Rotifera, Eurotatoria, Philodinida, Philodinidae. The record is from the annotation of a GenBank genome assembly.